AUGAACAUUAGUGUUGGAAAUGGAACAAGAGGUUUUGUAUGUGAGCCAUGGUCUGGAUCAAACUCUGCCGGUUUGUUUAGAGGAGAUGACCCGUUGAAGCAUUCGACUCCUCUUCUUCUUCUUCUCAUUUCUCUCGUUUCUUCUCUCUCUUCCUUAUUCCAGGCUCUUCUCCGUCCUCUCGCAAACGUCGACUUUGUCACUCAGAUUCUGGUUGGGAUAUUCUUAGGACCCUCAGCUUUGGGACAAAACAUAGAUUUAGUAAGAAGACUAUUCAACACAAGAAGCUUCUUCAUAAUAGAAUCAUUAGAAGCAGUAUCCUUCAUGUUCAUCUCAUACAUAAGCACAGCUCAAGUAGACAUGGGAGUUAUAAAGCGUGGAGGAAAGCUCGCAGUGAUCAACGGCUUCUCGCUUUUUAUAUUUCCUUACGCGGUGGCCUCAGUGACAGCUACCGUAAUCACCAGCAACAUACGUGGAAGCGUGGCCAAAACCAAGCCCGGGCAGCUUCACGACGUGCUAACAAACGUGUCGGUCGUGUAUUUUCAGGUGGCCUAUUCGGUUUUAUCGAACCUCAAGAUGCUAAACUCGGAGCCCGGGAGGUUAGCCCUCUCCUCCAUAAUGGUGGCUAACUGCUUCGUCUGGGGCUUCUUCCUCCUUGUCAUUACCUUUAUCAGUUUCUUGCAACACAGAGACUCCAAAGCCACUUAUCUGCCUACCUUCUCAAAGGUCCUUCUGAUCCUUGGGAUAAUUGUUGUGUGCCGACCAAUCUUCAAGUGGAUAGUGAGAAGAACACCUCCGGGGAAGAAACUAAAGGGUUCGCAUCUAUGCCUUAUUUGCGUCAUGUUGUGCACCACCACUUUCCUCGCCGAAACCGUUGGUUUCCCUUACAUAGUCGGAUCUGUGGUUCUCGGUCUUGUCACUCCUAAGACGCCUCCUCUCGGCACUGGUCUCAACGACAAGAUCGGUUGCUUCACUCGUGCGGUUCUUAUGCCCUGUUACGUCAUCGGGAUCGGUAACAAAGUCGAUUUCUUGUCCUUCACACAACGCGACGUCAUAACUCUGGAGCUGCUUUUCUUCACCGUCAAUGCUGCAAAGUUUGCCUCCAUCGUCCUGCCAUCGCUUUACUUCAAGGUUCCUUUAUCCCACGCCGCCAUUGUCGGAUUCAUUGUCUGCAUACAAGGGAUCUACGAUGUCCAAAUCUUCAAACAGUUGUUGAACUACAAGAACAUAAGCCAGGAAGCAUUUGGGAUAAUGGUGGCCUCUGCGAUGGUUCACUCGACCAUUAUCACGGCCAUAGUCAAGAACCUCUACGGCUGGGCGCAGCGGAAACACAUCACUUACCGGCGACAAACCGUUCAGCACUACGAACCAAACAGUCCUCUCAACGUCCUCGCUUGUUUCUACCACCGCCAAACCGUUCCUUCCAUCCUCACCGUCUUGGAGCUCUCCACUUGUCCCUCCAGCGCCUCUUCACUCUCCGUCGUUUCCGUCAAUCUCGAAGAGCUCGAGCACCAUAACGUCCCUCUCCUAAUUCAACACCAAUCCGAUCAAAACGACGACGCGUCAAUGUCCCCCAACCGCAGAGAUCAGAUCUCCAAAGCCUUCAAGAAUUUCGAAAACAGACAUGUUCUGCAGGAAAACGUUUCCGUCGAAUGCUACACCGCAGUGGCGCCGAGCAAGACGAUGCACGAGGACGUCUGCGCGCUGGCCUUCGACAAAGGAACCGAUCUCAUUAUCAUCGGGGUAGAUGACAGGUCAGCAGCAGAGCGACGUCUUUGCCGCAACGUAUUUAGCGGCUCGCCGUGCUCUGUGGCGGUUCUGUUGGACCAAGGACGUCUUCCAGAUUUCAAGAAGAUUGGAUCGGCGAUGAAGCAGACGAGGAUCAACAUGUGCGUGAUAUUCCUCGGUGGACCGGACGACCGCGAGACGCUGGCGUUUGCGGUUAGGAUGAUGAACCACCCAUGCGUAUACCUAAACGUUCUUAGAAUCGUAGACGGAGAAAACGUUUCACAGCUAAACGACGUCAUAGAGAGGAGGCUCGAUUUCAAAGCCGUCGAGAAGUUCCGUCUUGACACGUUGAACAAACACAACGUCUCCUUACGAGAGGUAGAGGUAAAGGAAGCGAGUGAUCUGGUGAACCUAAUUAGGGAAGAAGGAAGCAGUUACGAUCUGAUAAUGGUUGGGAUAAGACACGAAGAGAGCUUCCAAGUGCUUCAAGGGUUAUCGAUAUGGAGUGAGAACGAGGAGCUUGGAGAGAUCGGAGAUCUGCUCGUCUCCAGAGAUCUCAAGCUCACCGCAUCUGUUUUGGCCGUACAACAACAGCUUCCAUCCGUCGUUGAACAUGUACAUGGAAUGGUUUGA
Microthlaspi erraticum is the source of this 2358-nucleotide messenger RNA. NCBI's taxonomy places the organism in Eukaryota, Viridiplantae, Streptophyta, Magnoliopsida, Brassicales, Brassicaceae. The record is from the annotation of a GenBank genome assembly.